CCCAUUUACUUCACAUUUUCUUGAUUUUUUCCCUUUCAUGUGUAUUUAAAUAACCAACCUCUUGAAUUAAUCCAACAUUGAUUCCUACUAAAACCCUUUCAAAUAUUCAGUUUUGUUGACUUACAAAAUAUGGGUGCCUGUUUGUCAACCACCAAGAUCAGUGGUUCCAACAGCAACACCCACUCCACCACCGCCGGAAAACAGACCCACCACCGCCGGCCACCAACAGCCACCGGCAAGCAAGUGGAAGGUGGGUCCAAUGUCACUUCCCAUCAAACCAAAGAGAUCCAACAAAAACAGAGCACCCAACAGCAAAAAAGGAAAGAUAAACAUACUUCAAGAAAUGGUGUGAUUCCUUGUGGGAAAAGAACAGAUUUUGGUUAUCUUAAGGACUUCGAUACUUGCUAUUCGACUGGAAAAUUGUUGGGUCAUGGUCAGUUUGGGUAUACAUAUGUUGCUGUAGAUAAGGUUAAUGGCGAUCGUGUUGCUGUCAAGAAAAUUGACAAAAAUAAGAUGAUUCUUCCGAUUGCUGUGGAAGAUGUUAAAAGAGAAGUCAAGAUAUUGCAAGCCUUAAGCGGUCACGAAAAUGUGGUUCAGUUUCAUAAUGCAUAUGAAGAUGCAUCCUAUGUGUACAUAGUUAUGGAGUUAUGUGAGGGCGGUGAGUUGUUGGACCGGAUUUUGGGAAAGAAAGAUAGUCGUUACUCAGAGAAAGAUGCAGCAAUCGUUGUUAGGCAAAUGCUUAAAGUUGCCGCAGAAUGCCAUUUACACGGUUUGGUACAUCGUGACAUGAAACCAGAGAACUUUCUUUUCAAGUCGAAAAAAGGCGAUUCACACUUAAAGGCUACGGAUUUUGGUCUAUCUGACUUUAUAAGGCCGGGAAAGAAGUUCACCGAUAUUGUUGGCAGCGCGUAUUAUGUUGCUCCGGAAGUAUUGAAGCGUAAAUCAGGGCCCGAAUCAGAUGUUUGGAGCAUAGGCGUUAUCACAUAUAUUCUACUCUGUGGUCGUCGUCCCUUUUGGGAUAAAACGGAAGAUGGCAUUUUUAAAGAGGUCUUGAGAAACAAACCUGAUUUCCGACGCAAACCAUGGCCAACGAUUAGUGCUAGCGCCAAAGAUUUUGUAAAGAAAUUGCUCGUGAAAGAUCCUCGUACAAGAUUUACCGCCGCUCAAGCCCUAUCACACCCGUGGGUUCGAGAAGGUGGAAAUGCUUCUGAAAUUCCUCUCGACAUUUCUGUUCUAUCCAACAUGCGGCAAUUUGUGAAAUACAGUCGCCUAAAGCAAUUUGCUCUACGGGCGUUGGCUAGCACGCUUGAUGAAGAAGAGCUCUCGGAUCUAAAAGAUCAAUUUCACGCGAUUGAUGUAGAUAAAAGUGGUGCUAUUAGUCUCGAGGAAAUGAGAGAGGCCCUUGCUAAAGACCUUCCGUGGAAGAUGAAAGAAUCGCGUGUUUCGGAGAUUUUAGAAGCUAUCGAUAGUAACACGGAUGGGCUUGUUGAUUUCACGGAGUUCGUUGCAGCCACUCUCCACGUUCAACAGAUGGAGGAACACGAUACCGAAAAAUGGCAACAUUUAUCACAGGAUGCAUUUGAGAAAUUUGACGUCGAUAAGGACGGGUUCAUAACUCCAGAAGAACUCAGAAUGCAUACUGGAUUGAAGGGUUCAAUUGAUCCACUUCUGGAAGAAGCCGAUAUCGACAAAGAUGGUAAGAUCAGCUUGGCGGAGUUCCGUAGGCUCUUAAGAACUGCAAGCAUGGGUUCACGGAUGAUCACGUAGACAAUUUCACUGCAAACAAUGCCGUAAAAGGGUGGUCAAUAAAAGUCAACGAGUUCGGGUUUUUCACGCUUUUUGUGCACGAUCUUUUUAUGCUCGUAUAGUUUUCUUUCGGUUGUUUCAACCACUAAUGUUUUUGGUUGAGAUCAUGUAUAGUAUCUGUUCUUACCAGUUUCUAAUAGCGUGAGACUUGGAUUAAUGUUUUUUUCCGUUUAACUUGUUACGGGUUGGAAAAUGUUUGUACAGUUUGUGUAAAAAGGGUUUGUAACCGGUAAUCCUUGAGUUGACACUGUCAUGUCCUAAGAGUAUCAUGUAAGAGGCAAAUUAGAUACAAGACGGUGUAUGUAUAGUUGUACGAAUUGCUAAACGUUUGAUUGCAUGA
This is a messenger RNA of Cynara cardunculus var. scolymus (artichoke), 2146 nucleotides long. Its product is annotated as calcium-dependent protein kinase 28-like. Gene Ontology annotation, molecular function: ATP binding; calcium ion binding; calcium/calmodulin-dependent protein kinase activity. The record is from RefSeq and is a predicted model, not a curated record. Gene Ontology annotation, biological process: peptidyl-serine phosphorylation; protein autophosphorylation; intracellular signal transduction. NCBI's taxonomy places the organism in Eukaryota, Viridiplantae, Streptophyta, Magnoliopsida, Asterales, Asteraceae. Bases 130 to 1767 code for a protein of 545 amino acids. Gene Ontology annotation, cellular component: cytoplasm; nucleus. The transcript is spliced from 12 exons.